AGCAACCCUAAACAAAAUUAAAACCCAAAGGGAGUAAAAUCCAUUAACUAUUUCAAGAAAUCCAUUAACUCUAUUUCAAGAAUCAAAACUCAAAAUUAAAACCCUAACUUGAAUCAACUGAAGCAGCAGCAGAUUAUACUCAAUUUAUAAAGGGGCUAAAAUAAAAAGAAAGAAACAGAGAGAUUCAGAAUAAAGAUGGCUCGUGGCAAGGCACCAAGGAAGAAGCAACUUGCAACUAGGGCUGCACCAGCCACUGGGGGAGUGAAGAAGCCUGCUGCAAGGAUGUGUAAAAACAAGCAGCCAGCUGCAAAGAUAAAUUCCCAUUCAAAAAUCAACUUUAUAAAACACUUUGAAAGCCAAUUGAAGGGUACUCCAUAUCUAAAAGUGCUCGAAGAUAGUUGCUUUGGGCAUCUGAUACACCUGCCAGAGAUCAACUUGUAUGCAAAUGUCAUCUACAAUGUACUAUUGAAGAGAAAGUAUCCAUCUAAGAAGGACAAAGAGGAGAAGGAUGGAAUGCCUUUUAAUAUCGGGAAUCAGGAGAUAUGUUUUAGCAAACGAGAGUUUGCAAUGAUGUCGGGAUUGAAGUUUCAGGGGAGUGAAAAGAUAGACUACAAUCCUGAAAAAAUACGUCUCAUGAAAGUUCAUUUUCCUGGUCAGCAUAGUGUUAAGUUGGAAGAGUUGAUAAAGAAAUUCAAUCAACUGAAGAACAGCAAAGAUAAAGUAAAGCUAGGCUUGCUUUAUAUUGCUGAAGCUGUAAUUAUGGGCCAUAGGCCAAAGUGGAAUAUAAACAAAGGUCUUUUCUUCUUGGUUGACAACAUCGAGGAGUUUAACCGCUAUCCUUGGGGAAAGCUAUCAUACAAAGAGACAAUAAAAUCUCUCAUUUGCCUAUCAGAGAAGAAAAAUGUUUCUAAAUCCAAACACCUGGUCGGAAAAGUGUCUCACCAUCUGUAUGGAUUCCCUCUUGUUUUUCAGGCUUGGAUUUUCCAUAGUAUACCAGAAUUACAACAGGUAUACACUGAAAAAAAUGAAGAUUGCCCUCAGGGCAUUCACCCUGGUAUCUUACAUUUGAAAAAGGCUAACAGAGCACCAUGGCAUAAAACAAGCCUCAUAGAAUUGAGCAAUGUAAAGAAGGUUUUGUCACCUUUACACCCUACAUUGGAUGAACUAAAAGAAGGCUACAUGGCCGGAUUUCCAAGUGAUGAGGAGGUUUCAGGAGCCAAAGGGCCUCAAAAUGAUUCAGGCAUCCAAGCGCUAAUUGGCGAAGAUUAUGCUACUGAACAAUGGGAAGAUGAUUCCAGCCCAAAUAAUUCGUUGAAGGUCGAUAAUCAAAAUGGCAGGACUAUCAAAGAAGUUAUAACUUUAUCAGGUGGUGAGGAUCAAGAUGUUGAGUCUCUAGAGAACUUGAAGUUGAAACUUGGAAGCGAAAUUGAAGUACUCAACAAAGAAAAGUCUGCAGUGGAAAGUGAUGUCGGAUUACUCAACGAAAAGAGGAACGAAUUGGAGACUGACCGUUAUAAGCUCUUAGCAGAGAUGGCUAUACUUAACAAGGAGAAAUUGAAACUCGGAAGAGAUAUUGAGUCACUCAACAUGGAAAAGACUAGAUUGGGUACUGAUGCUGACUUACUCAGUAAGGAGAAGGAAAACUUGCAAAGUGAUUUUGAUAUUCUCAACCAAGAGAAGACUGCAGUGGAAAGUGAUCUCAGGUUACACUUUGAACAGCAGAAGAAAUUGCAAUGUGAUAUUGAGAAUCUCUACAAAGAGAAGACUAAGUUGGUGAGUGAUACUGAGUUACUCAACAAAGAGAAGUCUAUAGUGGAAAGUGAUAUCGAAUUACUCUACAAAAAGAAAACAACACUAGGAAAUGAUAUUAAGUUACUUAGUUUGGAGAAGUCUGAAUUGGAAACUGGUUAUGAAUUUCUCAAAGAUGAGAAGAAUAAGCUAGCAACCGAUUUAGAAUUCACUAACAAAGAGAAGGAUAAGUUGCAAAAUGACGUUGAACUCCUCAAUGAGGAGAAGGACAAGUUGCAAUCUGAUGUUGAAUUUCUCAAUGAAGAGAAGGCUAAAUUGGGUUCUCAUGCUGAGUUACUUAGUAAGGAGAAGACAAAAUUGCAGAGUGAUUUUGAAUGUCUCAACAGAGACAAGUCUACAGUACUAGUUGAUAUUUGUUCGCUCAACGAGAAGAAGUCUGUAGUGCAAAAUGAUAUUUGUUCGCUCAAUGGAAAGAAGAUUACGGUACAGGAUGAUAUUUGUUCGCUUAAUGAAAAGAAGGCUACAGUACAUGGUGAUAUUUGUUCGCUCAAUGAAAAGAAGACUUUUCUGGAAAGUGAAAUUGAAUCGCUUAACAAUGAGAAGACUAACUUGGGAAAUGAGACUGAUUUGCUUGGCAAGGAGAAGAUGAAAUUGCAAACUGAUAUUGAAUUUCACAAUAAAGAGAAGGCUGAAUUUAUUCGUUCCGUGACGGCUGAUCUUAAUAAGUCCUUUUAUGAACGUGAAAAAGCAUUGUCUGAAAAUGAAAAAAUUUUCGUAGAGCUUAAAGAGAUGAACCGCACAUUGGUUGCCAAGGAACGGUGUUACGCUGAAGAGCUUCAGGAAGCUCGCCAAGUACUUAUCAAGCAAAUGGAGUCAGAAAAGUCAACCAAAAGUAGGGUGAUUGGAGUAAAGAGAAUGAGAGGAGAUCAAGUGCUCUGGAAUUUUAAGGAGAAGAAGAGAGCCACACUGAAGGAUGUGAUUAGUUUUCGAUUGAACCGUACAGAUAAGUAAAAGUGACCAACUUCUACAUGAGCCUUGUGCGAGAAUGUGGUAAUGUCUAUUUUUUGGGUUUUUUCGUGUACACUAGUGGAAGGAUGCUAACAUAAGUAUCUAAUUGUAAAUGAGUGUGACAGAAUUAGGAGACGAGAAAUUGAUAGAUACGGAAUGAUAUAAUAUAGAUGUUAACGGUCUGCUCAUGAUAUGAAGCUGAAUUUCAAACUUGUAAAUGUUUUGAAUUUGAAAUGUAAAACUGCUGCCGAAUUAUUAUUUUUGAGAAAAUGCUUCAUCCU
Messenger RNA from Papaver somniferum (opium poppy), 3038 nucleotides. RefSeq names its product WD repeat-containing protein 87-like. Lineage: Eukaryota; Viridiplantae; Streptophyta; Magnoliopsida; Ranunculales; Papaveraceae. The transcript has 8 exons. Bases 196 to 2760 code for a protein of 854 amino acids. The record is from RefSeq and is a predicted model, not a curated record.